This is a messenger RNA of Laetiporus sulphureus 93-53, 655 nucleotides long. RefSeq lists its product as uncharacterized. NCBI's taxonomy places the organism in Eukaryota, Fungi, Basidiomycota, Agaricomycetes, Polyporales, Laetiporaceae. The transcript is spliced from 6 exons. The record is from RefSeq and is a predicted model, not a curated record. The coding region runs from base 72 to 596 and encodes 174 amino acids.
GUCCCAGCUUCUGCCCUGCUGGUCUACCUUGAACACUGCUUUGAACUACUGAACGUCGUCGUCUUGUCGAGAUGGAGGACUUUCUUGCUCUGCCUGGUUUCUACAAGUUGAUGUACUUGCAUAUCGAGCCCGCCUCGACGAUCCUGCCCUCCAUCCUGGCCUGGUUCUUCCCUGGCGCGGCAUGGUUCCACCACGAGCUCAUACCUGACUCUUCGCCAACGCCGUCCGCUGGGUCUCUCGACCCGCGCACGUUGAUAGCCAUCUGGCAGCUUGGAAACUGCUAUCUGCUACUAGGAUUGAUCUCCACGCUUGUCUUUCGAGCUGUCCGAGACGCGUUGCCCAACAACCCGGCGGCUCAAGAACGUAUCCUCGGUGCGAGUUUCACAGCUCUCGCUCUUGCCGAUGUUACUCACAUGAUCUGGUCGUGGGUCGCCCUUCCUGAGGAGCUGCGGUAUAGUCCUGCCAGGUGGAACUCGAUGACUCACGGAAACAUCACGUUCGUGAUUGUUCUUUUGAGUGGAAGGCUAGCAUGGUUUAUGGGAAUAGGACGCAAGAGGUACUACUACGGGCAAAAGGCCCCAGCCAAAACAGCCUGAUAUGUCUCCUCUACGACGACAAUUGUAUGAUCUGUGGUGAUCUGUGCCUUGCUCUAGGG